Messenger RNA from Oncorhynchus gorbuscha (pink salmon), 1800 nucleotides. RefSeq lists its product as uncharacterized. Lineage: Eukaryota; Metazoa; Chordata; Actinopteri; Salmoniformes; Salmonidae. The coding region runs from base 1 to 1800 and encodes 599 amino acids. The record is from RefSeq and is a predicted model, not a curated record. The transcript is spliced from 5 exons.
AUGUCAGAAAGAGGUAGUUUCACUAAAGGUGAUAGAGAUGGGGUGGGUCAAGUUGAGCAGCUGCAGCAACACCUCGCAAACUUUGAGCCUUCAUCAGAACAAACAGAACAGCAGGAAGAGGCCCAGACUGGUGUGGAGUCACUUCGGCCAGUGAAUGAUGAUACAGAGGCUGCUAAUGAGAUAGCACAACAAGAGCCACGAAAAGGUGAGAGGGUCCGCAGGUUAACUGAAAAGGGCAGAGAACUGCGCGACGAAAGGUGGAGACAGCUCGAACAUCGUUUCAGGGUCAGCUAUGAGAAGUGGAAGGCUCUGCCCUCAAGUGCUUCCUCCCAGUCUCAAAGCAACUCAAAGGUCAACUCCAGACGCUCAAGCGUGUCAUCUGUCAAGAGACAAGAGGCUGCGGCGGAAGUUGCUGCUAAUCAAGCAGCUUUAGAAGUAAUGGUUAAGCAAGAACGCCAACUAGAAGAGCUUCAGCGACUCGAAGAUGAAGAUAAGAAGAGGACAGCGGAGCAAGAAGCUGAGGCUGUGAAACGCAGCUUAGAAGAAGCUAGGCUGCGAGUCAAGUUAGAGGUAGAAAAUGCUGCCAGACGAAGGACACUAGAAGACAAGCGUAGAGAGUUAGAGCGCCUAGAAGUGCUCAAGAAACUAAAUGCUGCCAAGGCGCGAAUAGACAACAAAGGCUCUCAAUACAAGGAAGGAGCCAGUCCAACUGAAACUCUCUACAAUGGCUUCAAGAAAUACCACUGUGCCCUGCCAGAAGCUGUCUGGUUUGCAGGGAAAUCAGCCUUUGCUCAGAGAACAGAUCUUGGCUGGAGCAUAGUCGGCUAUGGAAAUCCAUGUAUCGACUAUGGCGACCCUAUUGGAGUGAGUCAUCGGGUUAUCGUUAGACAGGUGAUGCCAAGCCUUCAAUCUUCUUCCAACCUCACAAAUCAAGUACACCAUGUUUGUAGAACACAUGUAAGAGAGGUAAUCACAACACUGGACAUUAUCAAGACGCUUGAAUCUGACUUCAACGAGAGAGCUGCAGAAGAGGAUAUCCGGUUCCUGAAGAAAAUGAAAGAGGGCAUCAGACGCAAGGACAAUGGACAUUAUGAGAUGCCGCUGCCGUUUAAGGAAGAAAGACCCAAUCUGCCGAACAAUAAAACAUGUGCAGUUCACCGACUCAAGUGCCUGGAAAGGAGGCUAAGGAGAGACAAGCACCAUGGAGUUUAUCACCCACAAAAGCCUGGGAAGAUACGAGUCGUCUUUGACUGCUCAGCUAAGUUUCGAGAGACGUCCUUGAAUGAUCAUCUUACCGGUUCAGAGGUGACAAACACAUUGCUGGGCGUCCUUUGUCGUUUUCGUAAGGGUCCAGUUGCAAUCAUGUGUGACGUAGAGUGCAUGUUCCACCAGUUUCAUGUGAAAGCAGAAGACCAAGAUUAUCUACGGUUCCUUUGGUGGGAGAACGGAGAUCUAGAGUCUCAACCCUCAGCGUAUCGUAUGAUGGUCCACUUGUUCGGCGCAGCUUCAUCUCCUGGUUGCGCCAACUAUGGUCUCAAACAUCUUGCUGCCGAAGGACAAGGAAGCUUCAGCGAGAAGUCUAUCCAGUUCAUAGAAAGGAACUUUUAUGUUGAUGAUGGGUUGACGAGCGUAUCGUCUGAAGCUGAAGCGGCCCAGCUGGGGAAAGAAGCAAGAGAGCUUUGCAGCAUCGGCAAACUUCGGUUGCACAAGUUUAUCUCUAACAGCAAGGAAGGAUAUAGCCACAAUUCCCAAGGAAGAACGUGCCAAGGGUGCCAAAGACCUGGAUAUGGCUCUGGGUGA